This is a messenger RNA of Benincasa hispida (wax gourd), 545 nucleotides long. RefSeq names its product fiber. The record is from RefSeq and is a predicted model, not a curated record. Lineage: Eukaryota; Viridiplantae; Streptophyta; Magnoliopsida; Cucurbitales; Cucurbitaceae.
UCGUUGAAGAAUUGCAAAUCUUUUCACUCAUUUAACUUUGGACUUUGAAGAAUCAAGCCACGAACGUUCAGCUCAGGAAGCGAAUCAGACGAAACUUUCGAGAAAAUGCCGGUCAUGGAGAAGCUGAAGAUGUUCGUAGUUCAAGAGCCCGUGGUGGCUGCAUCUUGUUUAAUCGGAGGAAUUGGUCUUUUCUUGCCAGCCUUUGUAAGGCCAAUUCUGGAUUCGUAUGAAGCAUCUAAGCAAGUUCCGCAGCCUGUAUUAAGUGAUGUGGUUGCAAGUAUGACUGGAAAGAAACAAGGAUGAUCCAUAUCAAUGACACAAGAAGAUUGUUCUUAAUGUAUCACUGGUUUAUUUUUUUUCUUAAAUCAAUUUUCAUUUUCUUCUGCCAUGAAAUAAGCAUGUACAAUGUUUUUGGAACUCGAGCUUCUUAGCAGUAAUUAUUAUACAUUGCCUUGUUUUAUGCCUGUGUAUAAGACGAUUUUCAAAGAUAUUUCGUCUUUAAUCAGUCCUUUUGAAGUCUGAGUAAGACUUGUUUCACCGUAAUA